Messenger RNA from Poeciliopsis prolifica (blackstripe livebearer), 649 nucleotides. Its product is annotated as dual specificity phosphatase 28-like. The record is from RefSeq and is a predicted model, not a curated record. Gene Ontology annotation, biological process: protein dephosphorylation. NCBI's taxonomy places the organism in Eukaryota, Metazoa, Chordata, Actinopteri, Cyprinodontiformes, Poeciliidae. The transcript has 3 exons. Gene Ontology annotation, molecular function: MAP kinase tyrosine/serine/threonine phosphatase activity. Bases 186 to 635 code for a protein of 149 amino acids. Gene Ontology annotation, cellular component: cytoplasm.
UGUGUUGGUGAUCAGAACAGUUGGGGGUCAUGAGGAGGCCUGAACACAGCGGAUCGGUCGGUCUGCAGGAACGGACGGAGAACGGGUUCCUCUGAGGAAACGCAGAUUCACUGAGGAGGAUCCAGCAGCAGGAAGCUUCGGUAAACGCUGAGGUUUAGUACGGAGGCCUCAGAGGGUCAGUCAGGAUGCUGCAGCUGUGUAAAGUCACCAAGGCUCUGUUCAUCAGCAACGCCCGCUCAGCCUGCAGCGACGACCUCAUCCAGCAGGAGGCGGUGACGCUCUGCAUCAACGUGUCCAAGCAGCAGCCGUUCCCGACCAGCAGCGGCGUCACCAGGAUGCAGAUCCCCGUCUACGACGACCCCGCCGAGGAUCUGUACCGUCACUUUGACCGCUGCGCCGACGCCAUCCAGAAGGAGGCCGACCGCGGCGGGCGCAGCGUGGUCUACUGCAAGAACGGGCGCAGCCGCUCGGCCGCCAUCUGCACGGCCUACCUGAUGAAGCACCGCAGGCUGACGCUGGCGGAGGCCUUACAGAGGGUGAAGACGGCGCGGCACGUCGUGGAUCCGAACCCCGGCUUCAUGUCUCAGCUGCAGCGAUACGAGGAGGAGCUGAGGAAGAGGAGGGGAGCGUCCUGAUGAAGCUGCUGAAA